GACCGAGGGACCGUGAGGAGUCCGGCAUAGUCGCUGGCCAAUGACAUCGCAGAAGGCCCAGUGAUUGACAGGUCGGAGCAGAGGGAUAUGUAAAUCUACCUGGGAGAUAAGGCGAGAGACGUAGAAGCCAGGGCGAAGCAUCUGUCACCCCGGGCUGAGAUGCACCUGACCUUUGAUGACGUGGCUGUAUAUUUCUCAGAGGAAGAAUGGAGGAACCUGGGUCAGGACCAACAGGAACUGUACAAAGAUGUCAUGAAGGAGAACUACGCAAAUCUACUGGUCUUGGGACUUGACAUUGAACCCCCAGUUCUCUUCGAUCAGAUUGAGCAGUGGGAGAGGACGGAUGUGUCUGUCAUUGGAAAACAUGAGAAAUCAAGGCCCUCGUUACACGCAGAUAUCAAGAGGCCAAAGUCGAAACCAUUGCAGGAGAAGACGGAUUCCCUGUCUGUGCAGGCUGCCACCAGUGUGCUAUCUAAUACUGACAUUCCCAAUGAAAAUCAAACCCAGAAAGAAGCAACCAACGACUGCGAGACUCCUGGGCAGAAGAAAGCCUUAAAAGACCGUCAGCCGAAAUGUCUCGACUGCAAAGGCAUCAUGAAAUGUUACUGCAACUUGGCAAAGACGAACUGGAAGAAAAGGUUUGUCUGCGUCGACUGCGGAAAAGGUUACAGGCAGGAGAGCCACCUGAUGGCGCACCAAAAGUGCCACUACAGAGGGCAACCGUAUAAGUGCUCCUUAUGUGAGAAAAGCUUCAAGAAGCCCAGCCACCUUAAGAAACACCAGAAAACCCACCAAGUCUUCGAAUACAAGUGUUAUAAGUGCCAACUGGUGUGCCAGACGGUCAAAGACUUAAAGGAACACAAGCUAGUGCAUCAGAAACCAAAGCUCCCAAAGCUGUGCAUAAAAUGCGGCAAGGAGUUCAGUAGCGCCCAGGAUCUGAAGUCCCAUCUUCAAGAAGCUCAUUCAAGACUCGUAGAAUGCACCCUGUGUCACCAGCACUUCCACAACAAGACAGCACUAGUGAACCACCAGCGAGAGCACUUGGGGCAUGAGAUCUACAAGUGUCAAAAGUGUGAGAAGGUCUACACCAGGCUGACCUAUCUUCUCAGACAUGCCGAAGUUCAUUCCAAGGACAAAGGUGGAGAUGGCAACCUCCAGCCCAAGAGUCCUCCGAAGGACCCUGAAGCUGAUGAACGCCUCUCUUCAACCACCACCCAGAAGAUAAAACCACUUCCUACCCACGAUGGGGUCAAAUACACUAGUUUUGCAGCUGAAGAAGAAGUGCCCCACUAUGUUAAUUCUCCAGAUCCUGUGAUAGCUGUGGACCUUGCGAAGGAUCAAGGGCGAACGUUGCAGAGGAAGGAACGUCUUUCGGAAGAGCUUCUUAGAGAAUUUGACAUUGAGAGACUCUUUAGGUGUAAAGAGUGCAAAAAAUAUUUCAGGCAUCAGAGCACGUUAAUAAGGCACCAGCUGUCCCACAGCUUGGCGGUCACGUGUCACGACUGUGGGCAAAAGUUUGGAAAACUGCUGAGACUUUUCCUGCAUCGGUGUAAACAUGAGAGGAGGAGACCCUACAAGUGCAAGUUCUGUAGGAAAGGUUUCAGCUUCCAGUCCCUGCUCCGUCUGCACCAGCUCACACCUCAUUCUUCCCAACCUGGUAAGAGUGAGGACAAAUCCUCCAAAUUCCUUCAGCUCCCGUCCAAGGAGGCCUCUCCAAACACAAGGAAGUUUACCGCGCCAGCGAGCCCCCUCCUGCAUCAGAAAACCCCUGGAAUCCAAGCAAAUAAGAAGCAAUCUGAUAUGUUUUCACAAGACGUCCAAAAUAUUUGGAUAUCUCCGGCUUCUCCAAAUGACUUUUUGGGGAAGAGACCACAUCAGGAAAUGGUGGCCUGCAAGGACUACGUGAAACGCGUUUGUUACAGGUCCUGUGAGUCUAGAUACACAAUGUAAAGAAGAAAUGUAAUAAAUAUUUAUGGCGUAUGUCCACCACGCUCGUGUGGCCAUCGGGUCGUGGGCGGGUUGUGUGUGUUGUUAGACCAGGACCAAUGAAAAGAAAGUAUUACAGAAGGUCCCACAACCGCAUCUUCGCCUCAUCCCCAUGCAUUAGAUUUUAGUAAAGGGCACCAGCAAAAUCUGAGGAAGCUGUUAAGACAACCUCUGUAGAGGCUUCAGAGCUGAAAGCUCCCAGCAUUCCCUCCUUCCUCAGAGCUUGCUGUAGUGAUCUGCAUUCUGGAGAGUGUCAUGUUCACACCAGACAGUAAAUUCCCUGAUAUUGGAGCUCAGGAAAGCUAUCAAAGCAGUGUGUAAUGUGAACAUAUGAUACGUGCUGAAUCGGACAUUGGUGGCAUAUCCUGGUAAUGCUUUACGGUGGCUUUAUACUUGUUCCUUCCUGAUAGUUACCUGCUCGUCACUCGAGGUAAAGAGAUGCAUUUACAUGCAGCCAUCACUCCACUCUAUGGGGAUGAGUGAUGCCUACUUCUAUUGCUCAUCCUCAUACAGAUCCCUGUUCACACAGCGCAGUCUGCUGCCCAGAAACAACGAUUGAGGCAUCUGCAUGAAAGAUCAUUUCACCUGAAGAACGAGCAUUUGCUUGCUCAUCAGGUGAUUUGCGGCCGUUACAUGGGAUGGAGUCUUGGUACUGACAUUCAUUCCUGAUAAACCCGCCAUCAGAUGUACAUAUUUGCCCCGAAUCUCGUGAGUGAUCUGCUCAUUAGGUAAAAGCAGUGCAUGGAAAUCUGUCCUCCAAGACCUUGAUUCUGCAUAUUUUGGGGUCGAUUUUCUAAACAGAAUGCACCAAAAACAGAGUGGGGGGGGGGGGGGGGAAUCAAUCGCAUGCGGUAUUAUGAGGCAAGUUUGUUGGAGACAGUGUUGCCGUUAUUUGCGACAAAUAUCUAAAAAUGUUAGAUGAUGAUGAACAACUUGCACCUUUGCAAAGUGCCAGAGAUGUUGCUUAAUUUUUAUAUCAUCUGCUACUGGAAUGAGAUUGUGAAAAAAAUGAGAUUUUAAAGGUCAUGGACACCUUUAACACGUAAAUUAUUAUUUUUACCGUAUGUUAGUAGUUACCGGUGGCUACUAACAUUUGUGCUUAUUUUCAAUCUGCAAUAUGUGUGUCCCUCCCGGUGAUACGUGCUGGAUCUGUGUGUCCCUCCCGGUGAUACGUGCUGGAUCUGUGUGUCCCUCCCGGUGAUACGUGCUGGAUCUGUGUGUCCCUCCCGGUGAUACGUGCUGGAUCUGUGUGUCUCUCCCGGUG
Bufo gargarizans (Asiatic toad) is the source of this 3250-nucleotide messenger RNA. Its product is annotated as zinc finger protein 883-like. Gene Ontology annotation, molecular function: DNA-binding transcription repressor activity, RNA polymerase II-specific. The transcript is spliced from 5 exons. The record is from RefSeq and is a predicted model, not a curated record. NCBI's taxonomy places the organism in Eukaryota, Metazoa, Chordata, Amphibia, Anura, Bufonidae. Bases 160 to 1950 code for a protein of 596 amino acids. Gene Ontology annotation, biological process: negative regulation of transcription by RNA polymerase II.